AGCCGGGGGGGGGCCAUGGGGCUGAACGGCGUGUCCCCCCCCUUCAGGAAGCUGGGCUGCUUCCCCCCCGUCAUGUGCCAAUGCAAAGUCAUUUGCAGCAACCGGACCCUGUCCCUGAUGUUCGGGUGCAAGAAAUAUCGCUACCAAGAUGAGGACAGCCCGCCCCUGGAGCAGAGCCCGGCGCAUCUCCCCAACCAGGUAAAGGCCCCCGAGCUCGUCCACGUCUCGGAGAAGAACUUGUCCCAGAUCGAGAACGUCCACGGCUACGUGGCCCACUCCCACGUCUCCCCCAUGAAG
Molecule: messenger RNA, 297 nt
Organism: Mauremys mutica (yellowpond turtle)
Lineage: Eukaryota; Metazoa; Chordata; Testudines; Geoemydidae
Product: discs large homolog 1-like protein
Exons: 2
Source: RefSeq, a predicted model, not a curated record